Homalodisca vitripennis (glassy-winged sharpshooter) is the source of this 2936-nucleotide messenger RNA. RefSeq lists its product as uncharacterized. Bases 288 to 2537 code for a protein of 749 amino acids. Lineage: Eukaryota; Metazoa; Arthropoda; Insecta; Hemiptera; Cicadellidae. The record is from RefSeq and is a predicted model, not a curated record. The transcript has 2 exons.
GUAAAAUAACAGUUAUAGUGAAUCUGAAUGAGAUUUUACUGAACAACUAAGCACUCACUGAGUGGUUUAACGUCAUGAAGUUGGCUGAUAAGUUGUCAAUUGUUGUGGCAACGUAGCUGUGGCUGAUAAGCUUACAUAUCGUGAAUCACCAAGAUAUCAUCUGUUAAAUGACAAAUGAUAAAUGAAAAACGUGUCACAAUCAGGUAACUUUUCACAAGAACGCUGCCAGGUUAUUAUCAUCUUGAGACUGUUAUACCCUCCAAACUUUCUGGAUGAUGUGAAUAACAAUGGGGGAAGAGAAAGACUGGCACAUUUCAGCUCAAGAAAUUCAGCAGAAGUUUUAUGAAAGUCUUGGAUCCAGACCUUUUGAUGAAAUAGAAAAAUCCAACCGGUUCCUCCUCAAGAAAAAAGUUGGAUUUGCCAUAUGUGGGAGACCAGUCGAGCUUCCCUGUCGUAAAAACUACAACACAGGUUACAACAAAGAGCAGUUGAUUCUUAUCAAAACGGUUUGCAAUAAAAUUGUUGAAAAGAGUGAAUACAACCCAAUUAGAUUUGCUUGUACCAUCUUAGUUCCUUAUCACAAGGGUAUCCAACCUGGAAUUCCAAUAUUCAGAAUUGUUACGGCCUCUGGAAACAUAUUCAUUGACGCACGUGCUAGAGUUUAUAGAAACUGGAAUCACUUUUUGGAAAAGAACAAACUACCUGACUGUCAAUAUUGCUACCCUCUUGAUGGUGAGUACUCUCAUGAAAAGGGAUUGGUCUUGGGAUUUGCCUAUUCCCCAGCGAGUGGUGUGGUCAACAAAGCUGCCGAUUACCUAGACACAGCAGGGUCAGUUGUGUCAGUUGCUGCGGCUUCAGUGCUGGCCGCAGGGUUCUUCAUCACAGUUGCUCCGGCUGUGGCUGCAGUUGCUGCAACAUCAGCUGCGUGCACUGGUGUCUACGGAGUGGGGCGGAGUGUCAGCUCGCUAUACGACAGGAAUAAACAUGAGCAAUCCAUCGGAUUGAAGGAUAGAGAAUCUCGUUCUGCUUGGUUGUCCAUAGGAUCCUCGGCAUUGGGAGCAACAACAGUGGCUGCUGUCGGGAAGGCUCAGACGAUUGUAGAAGGAGGUAAGUCGAUCGGUAGGUUUGGUACCUAUGGACUCCACGCCCUGACUGCAACCUCUGUCGCUUUCACUGGCUACGGGUUCGUAGAUGCUGCCAUCAUUUGUGCGGAUAAAUACAAGAGGGGGAAACUGACGAAGAAGGAUGUUUUUGAUAUGUCGUGUGAGUUACUGUUCCUAUUUAAUGCUGUCGCUUCAUCCAAGGCGACGGUUAGGCUGAUUGAUGAUAUGUCUGAGACAGCGAAUGAUGCAUUAUCGGAUACGAAAUUGACAAAAACGCAGAGAAGGAACUUGAAAAAGAGGGAAGCAAAGAGGAUAACAAAAGCUUUGCAAAUGGCAUCACUUGAGGAUGCAGAUCAAUCUUCUGGUCCAAGGAUCUCAUUGCUGCUUCAGCCACUUCUUUCUGAAGCCAUAAUAGCCUAUGCCCCAAGAGCAGAGGAGAUUUUAUACAAGUGCCAUUCUAUAGGUCAUGAUAUGAUGAGUUGGAAAAUGAAAGAAAUUUCCGAUGACAAAUUGUUGAUGAGUACAUGCAACAAUAUGGAGAUGUUGUACAAUGACCAUGAGAUUGAAGUUGAAGAAGCAAAUAUGAAAGUUCUAAAAUAUUUUAGGUCUUCAGCUACUGAUAGAAAGAAAAGAGAAGUUAUAAAGUUUUAUAACAACAGUUCUAAAGAAUUAAAGUCAAUAUUUUGCACUAAAAUAAUCAACAUGGAAGAUAGAGUGGAAGCCAUGAUGAAUGAUGCAGAAAGGGACAUUAUUGAUUUGCAGGAACGUUUACAAAUUGAGAAUGAUAAAAGUAUCUCAGAGAACAUUGCAGUCUACUACGAGGAAGAACUGAAUCCUGAAACUCAAAGUCUUCUUAAUGCCUGCAUCGACAUAAUGUUUGCUUCUCCACAAUUCUGUAGUGGUCUUCAUGAUUUUUGUGAGCUUUUGGACAAAGUUACCUCUAAAGUUGUAAAAGCAUUCAAAGCAGAAAUGGCCACCUAUAUUGCAUCACUGGAGCCCACUGAAUCUUCAUCAAAGAGUCUGUUCUAUGCAGACUUAUUCAACAGGACUCAUGGAAUCAGAGAGGAAGUUGUUGACUGCAUUUUUAGUAAAAUACUACAAGAUGUAAAAAGUACAAUUACAGUCGAUGGUAGACGAAAGGAAGCUGUCAGUGAAAUUUCUGCAAGAAUAACAGCGUUAUGGGAGGGUCUGACUGAGGGUUUGUAUGUGUACUAUGGUGCCCAUGGGGCAGGCCGGCUGACAAGGAUCGAGAUAUUACAUGUUAUCAACAGUGUUACCAACAUGGCCAUUCAAGAGAACAACAUUCGGUUGCUAGAAAAUGAGGAUGAAGAUGUGGUCAUCAUUGAGGUAAAGGCCUCUGAUGUUUACAUUGCUGUGUAUUGUGGAAUAACAGAAGAAUUUGAUUCUUCUGGUGUUAUUCUUAUUGUAAAGUAAGGACCAAAGGCAAUAUUUAAUAAUAAAUAAUAGUAAUGACUGUAAUUUAUUUUUGUACACAGUAAAUAAAUUUUAAUUUUAAUAAAUAAAAAAACCAUAAGCAUGUUUUUUUUUAUUCCAGUUACUUCAACAAUAUUGUAGACUAAAUUUUUUUAACAAUAGAGUAAAGAGAAAGUCUUAAUGCUUCUCAAAAUUCCCAAGACAAAACACUUAUUGUGAAUCUGCCGUUGUCCACAAACACUUUGUCAACUCGUUAAACUAGGCCAUCUGUAGGAACAGACUUGUGUCCUUGACUUCCUGCAUCAUGCAUGUCAGUUCAGUCAUCUUUAAACUUUCAACAAAGUUCACGCACAAUACCAUCACUCAAUGUUUUCUCCAUAAAUACGGCACAUUCUCGGA